CAAUCGGCGGCGGCGACGUAACCGGGUAUGCCGGUAGCCAAUCGGUGAGCUGCUUAGUGACCGGAGGAUUAGGUGAGGAGGCAAGAUGGAGGCAGCGGGCGAGGCGGAGGCGCGCGCCACCUUGGCGGCUCCCCUCGGGCCUGAGAUGGCGGCCGCCGCCGUGGUGCUGCCGGAGCGGCUGCAGCGGCGGGAAGCGGAGAGGCAGCAGGGUGUGGAGCGGCAGCGGCAGAAGAAGGAGGCGCAGGUGGUGAAAGAGGAGCAGAGCGAGUUCGUCGUUGCCGCCCUCGCCCGGGAGCGGGAGGCUGUGGAGGCGCUGCUGGCGGCGGGGCCGCCGGAGGAGGCGGCCGCCCGCCUGCAGGGGCUGCAGCGGCUGCUGACCGAGAGCGUGCGGUUCCUGCCGCCGUACGAGGUGCGGCAGGGCCAGGAGGCCGUGGCGCGGCUCCAGGGCGAGCUGGCGGCCCGGCGCCGGGAGCUGCAGCCCAAGAAGAAAUUCGCCUUCCGGGCCCUGAAGAAAGAAGCGGCUGCGGGCAGCGCCCCGCGCCCCGCGGAGCCCGCCCGGCCCGCCGCCCCUGGCCCCGGCCCCGGCCCCGCCGAAGGGGAGGCAGUCGGGCCGCCACUGUGCGGCUUCAGCGGCGCCGAGGAGGAGGAUCUGGAGCUCGGUCCCGCGGAGCUGCUGCAGCGCGACGUGGUGCUCUCCCAGCUGCGCGGCUGCCGGGUGCGGCUCCGCGGCAACGCCAACACGCUGCGGGUGCGGGACUGCCGGGGCUGCACCGUGCUCUGCGGGCCCGUCUCCACCUCCGUGCUGGUGGAUGGAUGCAGCGACUGUCUCCUGGUGCUGGCCUGCCAGCAGCUCCGCACCCACCGCACCCGCGACUGCCGGUUCUACGUGCAGGUCACCAGCCGGGCCGUCAUCGAGGGCUGCAUUGAUGUCUCCUUCGCCCCCUACACCUGGAGCUACCCCGGUAUCGAGAGGGAUUUCGAGUCUUCUGGGCUAGACAGAAACAGAAACAACUGGAACCUCGUGGAUGACUUUGACUGGCUGGCCACAGACAGACCUUCACCCAACUGGAGGCUGAUCUCUGAGCAGGAAAGAAUCAGCUGCUGGGACUGACUGCAGAGGCAGCUCGGUGCUGAGCAAGAAAUCCUGGUGUAAACGCAUUGAUUCAUAAACUCUGGGACUUCAUCCCGGAUAUGCCAUUAAAUUAUUCCAUUUGGUACUUAAAUUGUGAAUUUCAAUGUGUGACUGGAUUUUUUUAAAUUGAAGAAUACCAGUCAAAUAUAGUUUACUAUUCUUACACAGGUCGCUGCUAUAAUCUUUAUGUAUUACUGUGCAAUUUGUCAACUACUGCAGUACCUCAUUGCUGAGUUUUUUCUGAUGAAGGUGGGGCAAGGGGUGCCAAUACGCAAACACUGGUGAGCCUCUAUUAGAGCUGUUGUACUACCUUUGCUCACACAGGCAGAAUCUGAAUUAGCAGCAAGUAGUGCAAGCUGUCCUGGAAUGGAAAAAGCAAAUAGCAAGUUUCUCAUUUUUGUGGUUCUCAAGUUGCAGAUUAACAGUACACAAGGUCUUAUGUGCCGUAUGGGAAAGGACUUUUGUGAGGUAUUGGGGAACAAUGAAAUCUGUAAGUCAUCUUAAUUUAGGCUUUAUUUCAAGUGAGAUGAGUCUAAAGGAAAUUAAUGAACAUUUAAUGCUCUUGUAGUAUAUUAAUGAUUGAAAUUAACAAACCUAUAGAGGCUAUAUGAAUACUAAACGUUCAUAGUCUGAAAAUAUUACAUGAAAGAAUGCUCCUUCUGUAAACACUUUUAACUUGAGUUAAUAAAAUGAGCACUUUGUACUUUUGGGGGCAUACAGUAUGUGCUGAUUAACCUUAAAGACGCUAGGUAAAAUGCUCAAUUGCAGUCUGAAACUUCAGGGAAGAGAUGUUUAGGUAUGUCUUGCUAGUUGUUUCAUCUGUUUACCAGACUUUGCAGUACUGCGAUCUGAAUUUACAGCACUGCUGUCAGUGCGGUACUGACAGAGGAAGUCAGAUGGGAGGAUGAAGUGCUGUGUUCCAGAAUUGCAUGUUAUCAUGCAUAAAGUGCACAGUAACUUAGGUCCCAUUUCUUCACUCCUGCUAAAUAAAUAAAGUAGCAACAUUAUGAAAUAGUGGUUUUAGAGUGCCUUGUUAGUGGUGCUGAAGUGACCGCUAUCCAUAUGUAGUAGUUCUAGGUUUCCAAAAGUGCUCGAUCUGUGGCACUUUACCAGAAAUCAUUGUUUAUCUUGCCUAAGAUUCAUCUUAGAGUUGUAUUUUAAAAACAAAAUACUUAUGCUGCCCAACCAUCACAUAUGUGCCUCUAACAGAAAAUUAAUACUUGCUGAACCAGCAAAAACUAUGUAAUUACUCUGAGAAGUACUUGAAACUUCACUUGAGUACUUGACUGGUUUUGAGCAGAGAAACUAUCUAAUUUGUUUUCAGAAUAUUUAAUUCAAAAGGGGAGGCAAAAAAGAUACCUUUUAUAUAUUCUUCAUAACCUUCAGUUUUGUUCACUUAUGUUAAUAUAUACUUUUUCACUGAAUUGGAUUUUGCAUUUCAAAUAUAUUUGUUUUGAAUUGUU
Messenger RNA from Phalacrocorax carbo (great cormorant), 2595 nucleotides. Lineage: Eukaryota; Metazoa; Chordata; Aves; Suliformes; Phalacrocoracidae. The record is from RefSeq and is a predicted model, not a curated record.